AUGAAGGGAUCCAAUAAUUUAAUCAAGACUUUGCUAUCUAGAAAGAAAAAGGUAAGACAAAUUUUAUUCUCUAUUGCAUUGAUAUACGUAAUUGUUAUUGUUUUAUUCAAAAAUUCUAGGAUAUCAUUAAACUAUCUACAAAAAACAAGAAAUUUAGGUAUAAAAUUACCUACCACAUCAUUCUCAAAUGGUACUCCAUUAAAUCUGAAAUAUAUUAAUGUUAACUCAAAUAAUGAAAUUGAUGAUUUGAGAAAACAAUUAGCAUUCACUUUCCCAUAUGAACCAGAAAAACCAAUUCCAAGAAAUGUAUGGCAAACUUGGAAAUGUAAUAGAGACUCUUCAAAAUUUCCAUCAAGUUUUAAAAAAUUAUCUGAUAAAUGGAUGGAAGAAUCAAAGGCUUCUCAAUAUAAUUAUAACUUGAUUCCUGAUGAUUAUCUAGAGACGUUUCUAACUAAUAUUUAUGGUGAAGUUCCAUUAAUCAUCGAUGCUUUCAAUAUUAUGCCUGUUAAUAUAUUAAAAGCAGAUUUUCUAAGGUACUUGAUCUUAUAUGCAAGAGGUGGCAUUUAUUCUGAUAUGGAUACUGUGCCGUUGAAACCAUUGAAUUCAUGGCCAAGUGUAAAUAGUUCGUAUAUCUCCAAUUUAAAAGAUAUAUCUGAUGGGAUUGAGUAUAAGAACAAAGAUACAUCUGCAAAGAUUAAUCAAUUGGAACCAGGAUUUGUAGUAGGAAUCGAGGCUGAUCCAGAUAGAGAAGAUUGGAGUGACUGGUAUGCAAGAAGAAUUCAAUUUUGUCAAUGGACAAUUCAAUCGAAACCCGGUCAUCCGAUUCUAAGAGAACUUAUUUUAAAUAUCACAGCAACUACAUUAAAUAGCGUGGAUUUAGAGUCAGUAUCUUCAGGGACGGAUUUAAAAUUAAUUUCAACUUCAGACAGUAAGCAGAUAAAAAAAAUGAUUGGCAAUAACAAAGAAUUAGAUUACAACGUAAAUUAUAGAGAUAAGAGAAGAAACGAUGAAUCGUAUCAACAUUCAAAGUUGAAGAAUAAAAAAAUAGUUGAUGGUACAGAUAUUAUGAAUUGGACAGGUCCAGGCAUCUUUUCAGAUAUUAUAUUUGGAUACAUGAAUAAUAUAAUUGACAACAAUAAAGACAUCUCAUUAGUCAAUGGAAAUCUAAUUAGUAAUAAUUAUUUGCAAAGUCUACAGCAAAGUGACGAAGAAAGAGCACAAACGACUAAAAAAUUCUACAAAGAAAUUACCGAAAGCUUAUUAAAUGAUAAUCAUAUUCCGUGGUCGUUUUUCUCCUUAAUUCAAAUACCAGUUUUAGUGGAUGACGUUAUGGUUUUACCAAUCACAAGCUUUUCACCAGACGUUGGUCAAAUGGGAGCUAGGGACAGUUCUCAUCCAUUAGCAUAUGUUAAACAUAUGUUUAGUGGUUCGUGGAAAGAUUCUGCUGAUAAAAAUGCUGGUCAUUAA
Tetrapisispora phaffii CBS 4417 is the source of this 1467-nucleotide messenger RNA. RefSeq names its product initiation-specific alpha-1,6-mannosyltransferase (gene OCH1). The transcript has a single exon. Gene Ontology annotation, molecular function: alpha-1,6-mannosyltransferase activity. The record is from RefSeq and is a predicted model, not a curated record. Gene Ontology annotation, cellular component: mannan polymerase complex. Gene Ontology annotation, biological process: protein N-linked glycosylation. The coding region runs from base 1 to 1467 and encodes 488 amino acids. NCBI's taxonomy places the organism in Eukaryota, Fungi, Ascomycota, Saccharomycetes, Saccharomycetales, Saccharomycetaceae.